ACUUGAUUUAGACCUUCACCCUGCAAAACCGAAGCCAGGACAGUAAUAGAACGUGAUACUCUGUCACAAAAACGAUGCAAACAGUAUUGUUCAACACAUUACCUCUCCAAAGUGUUGGAAAGGAGAUAACUUCGUGAUUGCCAGAAUAGAUUGCAUAUUCUUUAAGAUCCUUAAUAAAUUAACAGAUUAGUGCAGAAAUUUAGCUCAGGUCAGCGGAAGUUGUAGGUUAGCCAGUGGUGUGGAAAUUGAAGCCAGUUCAUGAUCUCAUUGAUACCGAUGUAUACAUAGGGCUUUUAUAAAACUCUCAAUCGACGAACUGAGAGGAGGGUAGCAAACUUGGACUACGAAGCAUCAAGAAAAUGGAACGAAAGCGGCAUAGAAGAAAGAGUGUUCCCAUCUACAGGGUGAUGAAGAAUCAAGAAGAGACUGGCAGCUCUCUUCGACAACUACAUUCAACAUCAGGGAAAGCCGUUCUGCGGUCUCUGGUGGAACCUAAGAUAAAGGGAAAAGAUCUGCUUGAAGAUGAUGUGAGCUCUGUCGAGGAUGAGAAGAACAAACAUGAGGAGAUAUGUGGAAUAUGUCUCAAUGGAAGAGGUAACGAGAAAGGGAGUUUGGAUUGCUGCAAACACACCUUCUGCUUUCAGUGCAUUAUGGGUUGGGGGAAGAAAGAGACCAAAUGCCCCAUAUGCAAACAGCGGUUUCUCACAAUCACUGUCAUGACAUCUUCAGUAGCGGACUCAUCAUCUGGCCAUCACCAAGCGCAGAAAACAUCAUUCCGUCUUCCUCAACGAGACCUGUUGGAGAAAUCCAAGAGUAACUUGCAUCUCGCAGUCACCAAGUCGGGUUGCAAGAGCCUUAGCAUGUACGUGGAAGGUUGGAAUGGCAAGUCCAAACAAGAAGAAAACGUGAUGCUUAAGAUGGAACUGGUUUGUGAAAAAUGUGACACCUUCGUCCUUGCCAAAAUAGAGGAGGUUGUCAAAGUUGGGCAGCUUAUACCUUUACCUCUGAAUCACGGGUCAUGGGCAUGUGAAGUUUGUUCAGGCACGCGUGCGACAAAAUUAACGACACUGGACGAGGACCUAGACUUUGACUUCGAAGUGACGGACAAACCUUUCAGGCGGAUAUGUCAGUUUCCCAGUGACAAUGUGGGUCUGAACUCCCUGAUCACCGUAUCACGUUCACGACGAGCGCGACCAUCCAACCCGCUUUGCCAGGUAUCGUCCUCGUUUUCUCAAACUACGUGCACUCGUGAUCAGAUUCCAUCACCAUCCCUCCCCGAGAUGAUAACCAGGUCAGCACCACCACAGUGAGGACUGGGGGACAGUGCAGUAGAGCACUGUUCGCUUGUCAGCCUUGGCCAACGUCAGAGCAGAAGGAGGGUCACAACGCUGUACGAUGGCAGUUGAGAGAAGUCGGGGUUGGGCUCGGCGAUCGAUGGGAAGGGCCAAAUGACGUGGACAGAGAGCGGAGGCCAGAACGGGAGAUUUGACACUUUCACCAGGUUAGUAAUGACUACGAUACGCACUCAGAGUACGUAGUACGUAGACCCGUGCGAUACACCACAGCAAGGGAUACGUGCCCCAUGUUAUGAAGACUAACGAGAACAAUCGUUCAUUAAGUGAUUUGAGACAAUACAGCCUGAUAAGGCAAACUUCUU
Molecule: messenger RNA, 1657 nt
Organism: Marchantia polymorpha subsp. ruderalis
Lineage: Eukaryota; Viridiplantae; Streptophyta; Marchantiopsida; Marchantiales; Marchantiaceae
Source: the annotation of a GenBank genome assembly